Notolabrus celidotus (New Zealand spotty) is the source of this 6701-nucleotide messenger RNA. Its product is annotated as nuclear receptor coactivator 3-like. Gene Ontology annotation, molecular function: nuclear receptor binding; protein dimerization activity. The transcript is spliced from 23 exons. NCBI's taxonomy places the organism in Eukaryota, Metazoa, Chordata, Actinopteri, Labriformes, Labridae. The record is from RefSeq and is a predicted model, not a curated record. Gene Ontology annotation, cellular component: nucleus. Gene Ontology annotation, biological process: positive regulation of transcription by RNA polymerase II; cellular response to hormone stimulus. Bases 203 to 4960 code for a protein of 1585 amino acids.
ACAAGCUGGCUCCCUCCGUUCUGGGAGUGUUUCGCAUUUAAACAAACACGGUCCUGACGAAGAUGGCGGAGAGUUUGUAGAGGCGUAAAAGAAACUGCCCCACUCAAUGAAAGCGACGAAGCCGGAGAUGUUGAGACAUUGAAGACCCUGAAUGGAGCUUGACUGGGGCUUGUGCUGGUUAAGGUGCUGAUAUGCGCUGAAGAUGAGUGGCAUUGGAGACAACUCGUUGGAGCCGCUGUGCUCCGAUCGCAAACGUAAACUGUCCACCUGUGACACACCGGGCUUAGGGUGUGACAAGCGUCGGAGGGAACAGGAGAGCAAGUACAUCGAGGAGCUGGCUGAGCUCAUCUCUGCCAACCUCUCUAACAUCGACAGCUUCAACGUCAAGCCUGACAAAUGUGCCAUCCUCAAAGAGACAGUGAGACAGAUCCGACAAAUCAAAGAGCAAGGAAAGAGCUCUUGUAGUGAUGACGAUGUCCAGAAGGCUGAUGUUUCCUCCACUGGUCAAGGGGUCAUUGACAAGGACCACCUGGGACCGCUGCUCCUACAGGCCCUGGAUGGCUUCCUGUUUGUGGUUAACCGAGAGGGCAGCAUUGUGUUUGUGUCAGACAAUGUGACGCAGUACCUUCAGUACAAGCAGGAGGAGCUGAUCAACACCAGCGUGUAUACCAUCAUUCAUGAUGAGGACAGAGAGGAGUUUCACAAGAACCUACCCAAAUCCAGUGCAUCAAAUGGGGCAUCCUGGGGUGGAGAGGCUCCACGGCAGAAGAGCCACACCUUCAACUGUCGUAUGCUGGUGAACUCUGUUCAUGGAAUGUCAGAAGAGAGGCCUGGAGGCCAACGCUAUGAGACCAUGCAAUGUUUUGCCCUUACUCAGCCCCGAGCCAUGAUGGAAGAGGGAGAAGAUUUGCAGUCGUGUAUGAUCUGUGUGGCACGACGCAUCAUUGCAGUGGAGAGGACAGAGAGGUUUAGCACUCGCCAUGAGCUCUCUGGUAAACUCAUUGAAAUUGAACAGCAGAGCUCUCCUCACACUACUAUGCGUCCAGGGUGGGAGGACCUGGUGAGGCGCUGCAUGCAGAUGUUCCUCCACCGCAGUGAGGGACAACCAUGGUCCUACAAGCGCCACUAUCAAGAUGCUAUCCAUAAUGGUCAUGCAGAGACCCCACUUUACCGCUUCUCGCUCUCUGAUGGCACUCCGGUCACGGCCCAGACCAGGAGCGAUCUCUGUAGGAACCCCAACACCAAUGAACCGCACUCUUUCCUCUCCACACAUUUGCUACAGAGGGAACAGAAUGGUUAUCGUGCGAAUCAGGGUGGAGCUAUGAGGCCUCCAAAUAUGGGUGUGAACAAUCCUAAUCAACAGAUGAGCAUGGGCCCAGGAGGGGGCAUGGGCAUGAACAGGAGCUACAGCAUGGCUGAACAGGGCAAUAUGGCCCAGAGAGGAGUGCCCCCCUACACAGGGGGAAACCGCAUGAAUCAGAUGAAUCAAAUGAAUUCCAUGCAUCAGAUGAAUCAAAUGAAUUCCAUGCAUCAGAUGAACAACAUGAGUCAGAUGAAUCAGAUGAAUUCCAAUCAUCCAAUGAACUCCCCAAUGAACUCUGUGAACCAGAUGGGGCCCAUGAAUCAGAUGAGCCAUCAUGGCAUGCAUCAGCAGCAGCACCAACAUCAGCAGAUGGGGCAGUUCCAUGGAGGUGGAGGUGGGCCUGGUGGGUUUGGGAUGACCAGUCCUCCCCAGGCCAGUCCAGGGAUAAAUGGUCCCCCACAUAAUGUCAUGGGCUCACCCAGAGUUCGAGGAAGCCCCAAGAUGGGUGCCAGCCCAUUUUCCCCAGGAGGUAUGAACUCUCCCAUGAGCUCCAGCCACCCUGGUAACUCUGGUGGAGGUGGAGGAGGGGGCACCACCUUCUCCAGUAGCUCCUUGAAUGCCCUCCAAGCCAUUAGCGAGGGAGUGGGUAAUCCCAUGCCCUCUCCCCUCACCUCUCCCCUUCCCCACAAGCCUGACAGCUCCCCAAGCAUCAACUCCACUAACCAGACAGCAGGUGGGCCCUGUAAACCAGGCCUCCCAUGCUACUCUGACUCCAAAAGCCCUGGCAGCUCACUGGGGACUGGAGGAGAGCAGCAGACUCCGCAGCCACCCCACACCCCGACCAGUGAAGGCCCUCCUGACAAACCAGACAGCCAAGUCAGCAGAGAGGCAGGUCAAGCUGGAGGAGAAGCCAACCGACGGGUCCCUGACAACAAGAGCCACAAGAAGCUUCUGCAGCUCCUCACCUCCCCCACUGAUGAGCUGGUGCCACCAAAUCACACAAGCUCAGCACCAAGCUCCACCCCCGCAGCAAAAGAAGGAACAGCCGGCGUCACCAGCCCCUCGUCUUCAACCGGCGUGUCGUCCUCCACAGGCGGGGGCCACAGUUCCGUGCCCUCCUCUGGUGGCCCAGGACAUUUAACAAGUCAGUCUCUUCAAGAGAAGCACAAGAUCCUUCACAAACUGCUGCAGAACGGAAACACUCCUGAUGAGGUAGCUCGGAUCACUGCCGAAGCCACUGGGAAGAGCAGUCUAGACUCGGGGGUGCCAGAACCAGGACCUACAGCCACAGGAGGGACAAGGGGGUCGGAGCCAAAGCAGGAACAGCACAGCCCUAAGAAGGAAAAGCCCCAUGCCCUUCUUCACUACCUCCUUAAUAAGGAUGACUCUAAGGAGAGUGGUGAUGUCAAACCAAAACUGGAGGACCUGGAGGCGAGAGGGGCACAGGGCGCAGGGGUCACCAGUUCAGACCCCCACUGCAUCGAUGGGAAGGUCAAGUUGGAGCCCUCUGAUGAGACGGAGACCCUUGAGACCAUUCUUGGAGUCCCAAGGAAUAGCAGUGGCUUCUACCCUGAACCCGACUCCAGAGCAGGGAAGGAAGUGGGAAACAAACAGGGGAAUACUCCUGACAGUUUACAUGAUGGAGAGAGAGUCCCUAUGCCAUCGGGUCAGCGUGUUGCCUAUCAGAGAGCUAUGUCCAUGGAUGCCAAGGUCAUGGGUCCAGAGGUAGCAGUGGUAGGUGGGCUUGCUGGCAGAAGGAAUGUGCCCUGUCCCACACUGAUCAAACAGGAGAACAUGGAUGCUUCCAUCAGACCAGGGGCUCUUUCAAAUGGCUUCCCAGGAGGCAUGGCGGCAUGUCCACCACGAGGAAAUCUAAUGAGAGGAAUGGGCAGGGGAUUAGGAAUGCCUCAGCGCCCUCCCAUGUCAGCACCUGGAGACUGGGGUAUGCAGAGAUCCAGCAGCAAUCCAGUUGCAGGACCAGGACACUCUGGAAUGGGUCGCUCUGGUCCAAUGGGCGGAUCUAUGAUCAACCGCUCCAACAGUGUACCCGGAAACCCUCAGUCUAUGCUACAGCAGCAACUCAUGGAUAUGGGUUCCAGUGAAGCCAACAUGGGUAUGAAUCGGUUUGGUGGACAUAGGCAUCUACCUCAAUCCCCGUCCUGGCCUGACUCUGCCAUGGUGAUGGAAAGACCACAGGCUAAUACAAACAGGGAUCAGUUCGGACACCCCCUGGAUGAGCUGUUUGGGCCCCUGGUUAGCAGUGAGGGCCAAGGUGAUGAGCGUGCACUUCUGGACCAGUUGGACUCUCUACUCAAUACCGCUGAUGUCAUUACUCUGCACGAGAUAGACCGAGCCCUAGGCAUCCCUGAAAUAGUAGGACAGAACCAGGGAUCUGAGGGUCACCAGCAGGGAUCAGAUCAUAGCCAUGGUCAGUGCCCACCAUCCGAGUCCUUCCCAAGGCCAGACUCCUCGAUAGGCAUGGACCAAAAACCAAGUUUCACCCAAGGCUACCCUGGGCCUCCUGGGCCGUCCUCCAUAGGUAUGCAGGCUGGUUACGGAGGCAACACGAUGCAAAGCCAGUCUCCUGCAGGCUUCAACCCUAUGAUGAAUCAGAUGGGCCAGAGUGGCGGCUUCCCUGGCAUGACGAACAUGGGCAACCCCCGUGCAAACAUGAUGCGACCUCGCAUGAUGACUGCUACUAAGCCUAUGCGACUUCAGCUGCAGCAGAGACUGCAAGGACAGCAGUUUAUGAAUCAGACUCGACAGGGCAUGAAAAUGGAACAUACCCCUGGAGGAAAUCCUGCCAUGCAUCCAGGCAUGCAGCCUGGCAUGCAACCUGGCAUGCAACCUGGCAUGCAACCUGGCAUGCAACCUGGAAUGCAGCCUGGCAUGCAACCUGGCAUGCAAUCUGGCAUGCAGCCUGGCAUGCAGUCUGGCAUGCAGCCUGGCAUGCAGCCUACAGCCAUGGGAGGACAGCCUGGUUUUCUGAACGCACAGAUGAUGGCCCAACGCAGCCGAGAGAUGAUGACUAUGCAGAUGAGGAGACAGAGGAUGAUGAUGCUCAUGCAACAGCAACAGAGGCAGGAGCCAGGGGCACCAAGAGGUUUUAGCCCUCCUCCAAAUGUCACUGCACCAGGAGGCAUGGAGGGCCCCAUGGGAGUACCCCCUAUGAACCAGCCUGGACAACAAGGUUUUAACUAUGGGGGUAAUAAUUAUGCAAUGAACCAGCAGGGGGACCCAUCAUUCAUGGCUCCAGGUAGCAGCCCACCAGGAACCAUGAUGCAAGGAAGAAUGGGAGGUCCUCCUCAGACCAACAUGAUGCAGGGGAUGCAGGGCAAUCCACAGGGCGGGCCCAUGUACCCAUCAGGAGACAUGAAAGGCUGGCCACAGGGUGGCAUGCAGCGCAAUAACUCAUACACUCAGCAACAGUUCCCCCAGCAAGGUAACCAGGGUCAGUUUGGACCCAUGAUGAUGAAUAAUGCUAUGGGCGGACCCGGGCCUGUCAGCGGGGCAGGUGCUGCACAGAUGGGCCAGAUGCCAGGACAGAGGUCGGGACAGAUGCAAGGCCAGAUGCAAGGCCCGAUGCAAGGCCAAAUGAGCAUGAACCCCAUGGGGAUGGGUAGAAUGCCAAUGGGACCUGAUCAGAAAUAUUGUUGAUCAACUGUGGCUGAGGGCAGAAUCUGGAGCCUGACAGCAGUGGCAGAGAGGUCUGAGCCCCGAGAAGAGCUGGACCUGAACAAAAACUCAAACACAAACAUAGGAGGAGUUGUCCAGCAGGAAUGCAGGAAACAUAGAACAACCCACUGUUCAACCUGGAGGAAGACAAAUAUGCACUGGGCUUCAUCCCCAACUGACACCACAAAUACUGUAACCUUGUUAAGGUGAUGCACAUAUACAGAUCUCAGUGUGUGCUUAUGCAUGUUUGUGUGUGCUCAUGUGAAUGACCCAGUGCUGUCAGGCAGUAUUCAGUGCCACAGCUAAGCUGCAGAACGGGACUAUGGUACAUCUGGCUGUGGCGGCACUUUACCUGAAGGCUUCUGUGUGGAAUAAAGAUUGAUGCAAUAUUUCUUUAUCAUUACAGCCUUACUAGAGAUUCAAUGCCUUCAUAACAAUGAGUUUCUGUUUUUUUUCUUGUCCGUUGGAUGCGCCUCAUUCUUGAAGUCAUUGGAAGCUAAAGCACACAGUUUUCUAUGUUAUGCAGAUUGGAGCAAUAAGUCUUGCCUCUAUUCUUUCGACUGUAACUGAGCAUCAUAACCCCUGUUCUAAGCAAACAAAUGGUACUGCAGUAUUAGAUGUCUCAAAUGUCCUCUGUGAAUAUGAAUUGUAAAUAUUCUACAAAAUAUAUCAAACCUGCUUUUAAAGUCCCAUAAUUGCACAAAGUAUGAGACCUGGUUGUAUUUUUGUGUCCCAUAGGUCAAUAAUACGGAUUUGGUUCAUUUGCUUUUGUAUGCUUUUGCUCAUCUAGCAGGCAUGUAUGGGUUUUUCUUUCUUUGUGUGUCAUUUUUCGAAUGCUGUAUUUUAAAAGUUUCCAAAAAGUCAUGUAUUUCAUGUUUUAGCGAGGCACUUUUUUUUUUCUUCUUGUGAUGAGUAUCUGAUGUGUUGAAGGUUUGAGCUUUCACACUGUCAGAGGUUUCAUUGGUAGGUGGAGGAUGUACGAUCAGAUUUUGUUGGGUUCUGUGUGAGCUGAGCUGCUCGGGCUUUUCUGCAGUACAGUGAAGAUGGAAACACACACUCUUCAGUUUACCAACAAGCCGGGUUCUCGCUGUGUUCUCCCUUUGGGUGUGUUUUUAUUAACCCCAUCUUCUUUUGUCUGUUUUGGUUAACUCGCUGAAUCUACCUUUUCAACAUGCGCAAUCCAAAGAUACUAUUCCACGUCUCUGUAUAGUUUCCGAGGUUUCAGGUGUACAUUUGUAACGCUUUGUGUUCUAUUAGUCUGAUGGUAAAUGGGUACAUAUCAUGGAUCUGAAUGAACAUUUGAUGGUUAUGUACUGGGAGCAUCAAGUGUAUGGGGUGACGGUGUUCCACAGUGGGGAGCUACUGUUGCAGUGGGGAGAGGACUUGACACAAAACCCCGCAGCAUAUGACUAACAUCUGGAAACGAAAAACAAAUCAUCUUUUGCUGUGAUGAGAGAGAAACCAAUGGAAUGCAAUCCACUUUAAGACAUAUCAAUAUCUCUAUUUUUCAGGAAACGACUUCAUGUUAUGUCCACAUUUUGUUACUUCAUGAUAAAGGAAUUUUCUAGAUUUUAAAUGAAGUGCAAAAAGAGGCAAUCGGUCAUUGGGUUUGUUUUUCUUUUUCUUUGUUUGGAGGAACGAUAAGCUGUCAUUUUACAGGAUGUAUAUUACAGAUUUAUUCUGUUGAUGUUGAUAUUGAUGUAAAUACAAAUUUCUAUUUAAA